AAUAAAUAGCCCCGCAGACUUAUGAGAGAAGUUGUUGUAUAUUGUCUGCACAAAGCAGAGUUGUCUUCCAGGGCUGCUGGAGCUAUGUUUCAAUAUCGAUAAAGUCGUGACGAGACGAUAGCUUAUAAAAUUAACAGUGUGCACAAACGAUAAUAAGAGUUGUGAGUGAAAACACGACGCUCACACGAAAGCAACGAGAAAGGUAAAGACUGCAAGAAACCGGCACUGAUGAGCGUAUCGGCCACAACGGGCGGCGCUGCCGGCGACAACAAUAACAAAAACAAUAAAAAAAAUUACACUAAACUGCCGCCAGCCGCGCUGGACGAUCUCGUAAAAUAUGUGACAUUACACGUGCGCAAACCGACGCCGCUAAGUGGCGUGGUAUUGCCCUUUGUCCCCCUCUAUCUGACCGCAUUUUAUCUAUGGAUCUACGUGUACAAAAGCCACGACAUCGAGGCUGUGCAGGAAACGGCAGCAGCUGCAACAAACACGAAUGAAGUGCAGCCACUCGACAAUGCAGCGAAUGCCGCGUGGAAUGAUAUCGGCUUCAUAGCUGUGGUGGCCAUUGCAUUUCUUCAUGUGCUCACACUGCUCUUUUGCUACUGGAGCGUACAUGUACUGGCAUUUCUCACCUGCCGGCGCGUCAAGCAGCCGGCGCCGGGCGUUCUGGCCAAAGUAGUACCCACAGCGAACAAUGGCAACUCCAAGAUAGUGCCCAUACGCAGCCUUAAGCUGGAGGAUGGCCAGCAGCAAUACUAUCUGGUAUUCCAGAAGACCAAAUACGUGUGGGAUCCGGAUAAAGCGAUAUUCCGUGCGGUUGAGUUUCCUGUGAACAAACUGUUGAGUACGUAUGCCAGCUCCCGUGGCCUGGAGACGGAGCAGUCAAUUAAGACAGCUAUGCAGACCUAUGGCAACAAUGAAAUGGACAUGGUUGUGCCCGAAUUCCAUGAGCUGUUCAUAGAGCGCGCCACAGCGCCGUUUUUUGUAUUCCAAGUAUUCUCAGUGGGUCUGUGGUGCAUGGACGAUUUCUGGUAUUAUUCGCUAUUCACGCUCUUCAUGUUGAUCGCCUUCGAGUGCACAAUUGUUAAGCAGCAACUGCGCAACAUGUCCGAGAUACGUAAAAUGGGCAAUAAACCGUAUUUCAUAUAUGCCCUGCGCCAGAACAAAUGGCGUCAAAUCGGCAGCGAUGAGCUGCUGCCUGGUGAUCUGGUGUCCAUAACACGAUCCCAGAACGAUAACAUUGUGCCUUGCGAUGUGGUCGUAUUGCGCGGCACCUGCAUUGUGGACGAGAGUAUGUUAACGGGUGAAUCGGUGCCACAAAUGAAGGAAUCUCUCGAAUCGCUGCAACAGCUCAAUACCGAACUGGAUGCCGAGGGCGAGGGCAAGCUGACAGUGCUAUUUGGUGGCACCAAGGUGGUGCAGCAUACCGCGCCCAGCAAGGAAUCGAUGCGUGCUCCAGACGGCGGCUGCAUUGGCUAUGUCAUACGCACUGGCUUCAACACCUCCCAGGGCAAACUGCUGCGCACCAUACUCUUUGGCGCGAAUCGUGCCACGGAGAAUAAUGCUGAGACUUUUGCAUUUAUUGCCUUUCUCAUGGUAUUUGCGGUUGCGGCCGCUUCAUAUGUGUGGGUCAAGGGCAGCGAGGAUCCGGAACGCAAUCGCUAUAAACUGUUUCUGGAGUGUGCGCUCAUAUUGACCUCGAUUAUACCGCCGGAUCUGCCCAUUGAGCUGACGCUGGCCGUGAAUACGUCGCUAAUUCAGUUAACCAAAUUAUAUGUAUUUUGCACGGAACCAUUUCGCAUUCCGUUUGCGGGCAAAGUGCAGAUUUGUUGCUUUGAUAAGACGGGCACCCUGACCACGGAUAAUCUAAUGGUGGAGGGCAUUGCAGGCCUGUCGCCAAAUGGCAAAUGUGUGCCCAUCGAUGAGGCCGAGGACAACACAAUACAGGUGCUCGCCUGUUGUCACUCGCUGGCGGUACUCGAUGACGGCAUGGUGGGUGAUCCGCUGGAAAAGGCUGCACUCGCUGCCGUCGACUGGAACCUCACAAAAUCGGACAGUGUGAUACCCAAGCGUGGCAAGCUCAAGCCGCUUCGAAUUGUUCAACGCUAUCAUUUCUCAUCGGCACUAAAACGCAUGUCUGUCCUGGCCGGCUAUCUGGUGCCCUUCUCUAACGAAAUCAAAUACAUUGGCGCUGUUAAGGGUGCUCCGGAGGUUAUAAUGGGCAUGCUUAAGGACGUUCCCGGCAAUUACGAGAAGAUUUAUUUGGAAUACGCUCGUCGCGGUGCACGCGUCAUGGCGCUGGGCAUCAAGGAAUUUGGUAAUCUGAGUGGGCAGUCCAUACGUGAGGUGAAACGUGAGGAUGUGGAGUGUGAAUUGAUUUUUGCCGGUUUUGUGAUAAUCUCGUGUCCCAUGAAACCGGACUCGAAGGCUGUCAUAAAAGAGCUUGUCCAAUCGUCGCAUAAGGUGCUUAUGAUUACGGGCGACAGUCCGCUGACAGCUUGUCAUGUGGCCCGGGAGCUGCGCUUUACGAACAAGAAACUAGUCAUACUAACGCCACCACAAAACGAACGCGACGGCGAAUGGAGCUGGGUGUCCAUUGAUGGCGAUCGCACCUAUCCCCUGGACGAUUCCAAGAGCAGCAAGAACAUUUCAAUGCUCCUGUCCGCCAACGAUUUGUGCAUCACCGGCGAGGGAUUACAGUAUAUGCAGCAAGCGCACCAUCAGUACAUGCUCAAGGUGCUGCCCCAGGUGACAGUCUGUGCCCGCUUUGCGCCCAAACAGAAGGAGUAUAUCAUAACGACGCUCAAGCAGCUCGGCUACUACACGCUGAUGUGCGGCGACGGCACCAACGAUGUGGGCGCCCUCAAGCACGCCCAUGUCGGCGUCUCCUUGCUGACCAGCGCACCCGUGAAACGCAAUCGUACCGAAGACGAACUGCGACAAAUAAAUGCAGCUGCAACAGCAGCUGCUGCGGCAGCAGCGGCCAAUCAGCAGCUGUCGCCGCGUGAGCGCGCUUUGCGGCGACGCCAAGAGCAUAUCGAUCGGACGCAGGCGCGUCUACAGAGCGCUCUGCGCGACAUGGAGGAUCAAACAAUGGUUAAGCUGGGCGAUGCAUCCAUAGCGGCGCCAUUUACCAGCAAAUUAUCGUCGAUUAUGUGUGUGAACCACAUCGUCAAGCAGGGUCGCUGCACGCUAGUCACCACGCUGCAAAUGUUCAAGAUUCUGGCAUUAAACGCACUUAUUCAGGCCUACUGCCAGUCCGUGCUCUAUAUUGAUGGCGUCAAGUUCAGCGAUACCCAGGCCACCAUGCAGGGCAUUUUCAUAGCGGCUUGCUUUCUGUUCAUCACACGCUCCAAGCCACUGAAAACUCUAUCAAAGGUGGCUCCACUGCCCAACAUAUUCAAUUUGUAUACCAUAUCGACAAUUCUCACACAAUUCGCGGUACACUUUGGCACACUCUAUUAUCUGACCAGUGAAGCAACGGCGCUGGCGCCACCCAGAGUGGGCAAGGUGAAGCUGUAUAUUGACAUGGAUAAUGAGGAAAAAACGAAAUAUGAUCCAAAUAUUGUCAGCAGCACGGUCUAUAUCAUUUGCGUCUCGCUGCAGGUGGCCACCAUUGCAGUGAACUAUAAGGGCCAUCCUUUUAUGGAAAGCCUGCGCGCCAAUCGCAUGCUAAUGUGUGCCAUUGGCGCCUCGGCUGCCUUGGUGCUGUUCCUCACCACAGGCGUUGUGCCCGGCCUGACGCAAUUCUUCGAAAUCGUCGACUUUCCAGCAAAUUUCCGUCAAACAUUGCUGCUUGUACUCAUAGUGGAUAUUGUUGGUGCCUUUGCACUGGAUCGCAUCUGUUCAUUCCUGUUUGGGGAAACGCGUCGCAAGUCCAAAGUCCUGAACUGUUAAUACUGGUAGGAAUUUAACCACACGACUAAGACAGCAGCAUUCUAAGCGUACCCUAUAUAGCCCCAUAAAAAAUAUGAGUAUAUUUUGAAUAACUUUGCCCACUACUUUUGAUUAAUAUCAAUCAUAAAUUUAUAAGUUGUAACCUAUUAUAUCUUUUCUCGCCACUUGAA
Messenger RNA from Drosophila montana, 4067 nucleotides. RefSeq names its product endoplasmic reticulum transmembrane helix translocase. Gene Ontology annotation, biological process: transmembrane transport; intracellular calcium ion homeostasis. The transcript is spliced from 8 exons. Gene Ontology annotation, molecular function: ATP hydrolysis activity; P-type ion transporter activity; ATP binding. NCBI's taxonomy places the organism in Eukaryota, Metazoa, Arthropoda, Insecta, Diptera, Drosophilidae. Gene Ontology annotation, cellular component: endoplasmic reticulum membrane. The record is from RefSeq and is a predicted model, not a curated record. The coding region runs from base 229 to 3897 and encodes 1222 amino acids.